ACAGCUGCAGCUUCACAGAUACACACAGAAUCUUGCUUAAAAUAGAUUUUUUUCCCCCAACUUUUAAUCAGUAUUUGUUCAGUUAAGUAACCUCUGUAUGUGUAGCAGCCGUGUUGUGCGUCGUCGUGUGAACCUGCAGACAGACAGCCUUGUUAAAGCUGUUAGCCUGACAGCUAAAGUUGCAGUUGGGCAGCUCGUUGCUUAUAGUUAGCACCGAUGAGGGAAAGCAAACCCCGCUUUCAAUGCUGUAAACAGGACUGAGCAGCUCGUACUGAGUUACCGAGCUAGUGGGCCGCUGUCUGCUAAAAAAAAAAGAAGUCAACAUAAUGACAGAGGAUGCUGUCCUGCUGAAUGUACCUGUCAUUCGGCAGCUGUACCACUGGGACUGUGGGUUAGCCUGCUCCAGGAUGGUGCUGAAGUACCUCCACCCAGUCAGUGAUGAGGAGUUUCAGAGAGCAUGCUGGGAGCUGAAACUGACGGAGAGCGUGUGGACUAUUGAUCUGGCCUACCUCAUGUGCCAUCUAGGAAUCAAACACUGCUUUUGCACACAGACUCUGGGUGUUGACAAGGGCUUUAGGAAUCAGUCCUUUUAUAAGAAGCAUUUUGAUACUGAAGAAGACAGAGUGAAUGAGCUCUUCCUUAAAGCAGAAACCAAAAGUGUUGUGGUGAAGAAAUGCUCUGUGACAGUUCAGGAAAUCCAGUCUCACCUGGAGCAGGGUCACGUUGCCAUAGUGUUAGUCAAUGCUGUCGUCUUGACGUGUGAACUCUGCGCCUCACCUGUCAAAUACUGCUGCUUCCUGCCUGUGGGUCAGAAGUGUUUCUGCAGGAAACCCGAGUACCAGGGUCAUUUUGUGGUCGUGUGUGGCUUCAACAGGACCACAGGCUGCAUUUUCUACAAUAACCCAGCGUAUUCUGACCGGGUGUGCUGCACCAGCGUCGGUAACUUCGAGGAGGCUCGGCGGAGUUACGGGACGGACGAGGACAUCCUGUUCAUCUUUAAGGAGAGCUGAUGGACAGCGGAUACACGAAUUCGGACGUCGCUCCUCCUGGCUCAUUAUUCUAAUAGUGACAUCAUUAACGCAGGUCCUGGACUAGUGGCUCCUGUCGUCAUAGGCCCCUCGCCCCACCCAGGGCCAUCCUCUCCGGUGCUAAUGAGUCCAACUGCUCACAUGACAAACACUUAGCUGCAUAGUCACCACCCUCGUUCUCCAUUAUACAGCCCACACUACUUGACAUGUGAAGGAUUAACAGUUGGAAGGUUUGACACAUUUAUGUUGAAUUGUUUAUUUUUGUAUGUUUUUCUUUUAGAUUAAUAGAUAAUUUCAUCAUGUUUUUUGUUGAGUUUUAAUGAAUACUCACCGACUGAAAUCUCAAACUAUGAACAGAGUAUUUCAGACUAAAAAUGGAUGAAUUGUGGGAAUUAUUAUGACUUAGAAUAAGACUUACCAGGAACUACGGUGCACAUAAUUCAGGGCUGACAACAUUUUGUAGAUCCCCCCUUUAUUUGUUGUGUGUCAGGUGUUGACGUCAGAAGGGGCUCAUUCGUAGCCACCAGCUUCACCUCUACUUGCCUUUUUUUAAAGAUAUCCUCCUAACUCACCUCUCCGUCACUUUUUUUAUUCACGUGAUUAUUUGAACAGGGAACUAAGGAAGUAGUCGUGCUUUUGAACGUCUCAGGUAAUUAACGCCCUAAAGUGUGACAUGCGCUUAAAAUGACAAAACUAGUUCAAUGCAAUACUCCAUAGUCUUAUCUAUGGGACUGAAUCUGCCU
This is a messenger RNA of Scomber scombrus (Atlantic mackerel), 1771 nucleotides long. RefSeq names its product guanylyl cyclase domain containing 1 (gene gucd1). The record is from RefSeq and is a predicted model, not a curated record. The coding region runs from base 327 to 1010 and encodes 227 amino acids. Lineage: Eukaryota; Metazoa; Chordata; Actinopteri; Scombriformes; Scombridae. The transcript is spliced from 6 exons.